CGGCGGACCGACAGUGUGGCGUGUGGUCCGUUUGAGGAAAGUCUGUUGGUUAGUGUUGCACAAGUUUAUUACCCCCGCGGGGGAAAUUUGUAGUUUGUGAGUUGAACAGAUUCGCACUUGUCCGUGACCCACAGUCAGCAGCAUCACACAGCGAGUGGCCGUGAUUCUGUGGACCGCAGUUACACGUAUUUGAAAAGGAAGAAGUAAAAACAUGUCCGAUAUUGUAAGCAGCAAUGCGGCAGCUCUCGUGGAUAACAAGGAAGAAACAAGCCGAACAUCUGCUCCUAAGGCAGUGGAGGAAUCUUCCGGACUCCCUCUUAUGCAGUGCGGCUCCCUGCAGAUCGGUGAGGACUGUCGGCGUCACGUGACUAUCAUGGAGUCCCUCAGCAACGUCAAGAACAGCAGCAUUGAGGACAGUAGCACCGGGAGUGGGGGUGGCGGUGGCGGUCAGCAGAGACUCGCCGUGUUGAGUUACGAACAAGUGCGACGCCUCAAUGACGUCAUGGACGAGGUAGUGAGCAUCCACGGGCGGGGAAACUUCCCCACUCUGGAGGUGCGUCUGCGCGACUUGGUGACCGUGGUUCGCGCCAAGUUGGAGGCGGACACAGCGUCUGGCGGCGCCGGUAUGCGCGUGCGUGACAUCCGGCUGAAUGGCGGCGCCGCGUCGCAUGUCCUGGCUACCGAGUCGCAGCCGUACAACGACCUGGACCUCAUUUUCGGAGUGGAACUGUCAGGGGGUAGGAACUUCGAUCGGGUGAAGAGCGCCGUACUGGGCUCGCUGUUCGACCUGUUACCGGAAGGCGUGAGUCGGAAGAGGAUAACCACCUGUAGCCUCAAGGAGGCUUACGUUAGUAAGAUGGUGAAAGUGAACCAGGAUGGGGACCGCUGGUCGCUCAUAUCGCUUGGCAAUUCGCGCGGACACAAGAACGUCGAGUUGAAGUUCGUGGACUCUAUGAGGCGCCAGUUCGAGUUUUCCGUGGACUCUUUCCAGAUAGUCCUGGAUUCGUUGCUCCUCUUCUACGAGUGCAGCGAGCUGCCGAUAGGCGAGAACUUCUAUCCGACUGUGGUUGGUGAGUCUGUGUACGGCGACUUCCAAGAGGCGCUGUACCACCUGCACAAGAAGUUGAUCGCGACACGUCACCCCGAGGAGAUCCGUGGGGGAGGCCUCCUCAAGUAUUGCAACCUACUGGUGAAAGCGUACCGCCCCGCGCGGCCAGACUACAUCAAGACUCUGGAGCGAUACAUGUGCUCUCGCUUCUUUAUCGACUUCUCGGACAUCGGGCAGCAGAGGGCGAAGCUGGAGAACUACCUGUGGAACCACUUCGUGGGGCCUGACGAGGAGAGCCUCAAAUAUCGGUACCUCAUGCUGCUGCACAAUGUGGUGGAGGAGUCGACGGUGUGCCUCAUGGGGCACGAGCGUCGCCAGACGCUGACGCUGAUCGAGGAGCUGGCGUACCUGGUGCUGUGUCAGGAGCAGCAGCGUCUGCUGUCCCAACACCACCCGCCCACCGCACUGCUGUUCGCGAACGGCUACUACUACGCGCCCUUGCAGCAGCCCUGCUACCACUGCACCUGCAGCUGGAUGGCGUGCUCCUCGUGAUGGCGCCUGCUGGCCCCAAGACUGUGUUCCCGUCCGACUGUGAAGUGAAGUGGUGGAGGCUAUUGACAAGAGCACUCUGGUGGCUCAGUAACUCACUCAAACCAAAAUAUCUCUUAAGCAUUCCACGAUCACAUGAAUUGGUUGAACAGGUUGUGUCAGUUGAAGCAAGAAUUGCCAAUAAUUAACCUGCAGCCUUAAUUUCGCCUACUAUAAUGUUUCUGAGAGUAAAAGGGCAGGUUUAAGUGUGGGGGGGGGGGACUCGUGGCCACAAACAGACAUUUGACAGGAGAAAACGGUCAAAGUUUAUGUAACUCUGCAUCUUUGAUUUGCAUGGCUGCCCAAACGACUGUAGUGACCUCCUUGUUGAGCGGAGAGCGAAAGUGUUGGAUGCUGAAGGGAGGGCAGAUACUGGUUCUGCGAGUUGGCAGUGUUUGCUAUAUUUAUGUUCCAUGUCUACAUAUGUUCUGAAAUGAACGCCAUACUUUUACCCGUCGGCCGAAACCAAGCAGUGAGGACCAUUUGCAUUUCAUUAUUACGUAACCUGUAAAAUCACUUUUCCUCUCAAUGAAAGAAGUUGUAGUGUGUCGCCAUUUUAAUAAGCAGGUCCGUAAUUGAAACGAGUGGGGCAGUAAAUCACUUUUACUUGUUUGUGGCAUUUCAUGAGAUGUUUUAAAAGCUAUGGAAUUUUGAUAGAAAGUAUGGGACUCUUGUUUUAAAAUCCACGUGAUAGAAACACCAUUGGCAUAGAGUAAGCUCAGAAUUUUACGUGAUACUUGUAAGCUGUCAGAUUACUGUUACGGGGGAAAGAGCAGCAGAAAAGUUUUGCAUUCUUCUCCAAAGAUUCGCAGGCAUGGUAAGUCGAGUUCCCCCCACCACUUUGGAAAAGACGAUUGUGAACAAAUGUGCAACAGAGCCGUUGUUCACGUGAGAGCAUGCCCAUGCAUUCGAGUGUCUUGAGUAGGGGCGAAAUGGUUUAUUGCAGUGUUCAAGUUUUCAAUCCCCCCCCCCCAUUGUAUUGUGAUAACCAUUGUCUGUCGACGUUUGUGGGCUGUUCGAAGUGUUCGAACGAACCCUGCAAAUCUUGCCAGUGCCAACUAGAUCGUUGUAAGGUGACUAGGUUAUGUUUUCUUAAUUGAGACCAUUUCGUAUGUAAGAAUUCAUUUGCAUGUAUUGGAAAGAGUAGCUGGCUUAAACUAUUUUUGCGAAAGUUCUAGUUCGACGAAGUUAGUGUUAAGUGCGAUAUUGUUAGUGGCAUCAUGCUAUUGUUGUGAUUAGUCUUACUUUAGGAUAUGAAACCUUGUAGUAUUUAACCAAUACAUUUUUGAUAUUUCAUUUCUUAUAUGAAGGAUGCAGGAACAGGAAUCAUGUACAGUUUUAGAAUACGUAGUUUGGCAUAAGAUAGGAUCUGUAUUCUUCGAGAAGACAGGCGCCUUUAUUCUGCGGUGAAUCCUGCGUCUUACGCAUACACUCUGAACUUUUAUGGAGACGCUGAACAGUCGCUGUACUUAUCCUGAAACUUCAGGCUGUAGGCAUUUGUUUUCAGGUGCAAUUACAAAUGCAGGCCCCGCUUGACCUCCACACCCUCAUAUUUGGUGUCCCUCUAGCUGCACUAACGAAGGAAUUGACUCAAAUGUUGGUAUGCUUUGUUAUAGGCCUAUUACAUUCUAUUAUUUUUUUAUUUCCGCUGUUUGUGUACUGGCUACAUUCUGAAUUUCCUGUGGGAAUGUGUUCAAAUCUCUUGCUGUUUCUCCACCCCCCUCCCCAAAGUUUGAGAUCGAAUUGUGACAUUUUAGACCAUAUAAGUCGGACUGAAGCUUUCUAAGCGCACACUGUGAAUUAAAAUUGCCAUAUUUUGCGCCUCUUUUAUUUGAUGUAGUUGAAUGAAUAUUGGAAACCAGUUUCUGCGAAAUAACGUUUUCACUCUGGUUUUACUGUUGUGAUGUAUGAAAGCCCAAGUGCUCUCUGCUCGCGUCUCCUGAUGUUUCGGCAGGCCGUGCCUCACUAGUCAAACCUGUCCGCAUAGUGAACAGUGUCACGUACAAAUGGGGGUUAAGCAGUAUGUCAGAAAUGAGGAAAUGGCUUUUCAAGUAUGUUAGCUUUCAUAAAGAAAUAAAUUUGCUUUGAAGUCGGAUCACUUGUAAAAUAACUUGUAUGUGGUUGUUUUCUGAUUUGGCAGCCAAAUCAAAAUAAUCAUAGAUCUAGAUUUAAAAUUCUCCUUCCUUUGUCCCAUCGCCUCAAAUUGUGAUUAUUUUGUACCUUUUUUUGUUUUCGGUAGGCGAGACAAGAAUUUGCAUUGAAUUCUCAUGAAAACUGUGUGAACUAUGAACAUGUUUGUAUUUAAUUCCCGAAAGGUGGAAUAUUUCCACACAGGAAUUGAGUACCAAAAUUUUCUUACAUGAGAUAGAUGGUAGAGAAAGAAGCGAACUUUUCAGGACGCGUAGAAGUCGUGACAGGACAUGACGUUUUGGAGUCACGUUCUGCCUAUUGCGCAAGCGUGAACGUGUUACGUAAGAGUAGUUCAAGUUCAGCGAUGGACAGAGGAGAGAGAAUCCCAGUUGCUGCUGAUCUGUAUAUGCUUAAUUGAAACAGUCAGCUGUCUUACAUCUUUAACAACCAUUUUAGUAAAGAACUUGGAGUAUAUGUAGCAAUGAGAUGGAGCAAGGGACAGAGAUCUAGACAUAUCUGUGAAAUAUUAUAAUUCCUUCUGAAUGAAUCGGUGAUUGAACCAAUUUUGUGUAUGUAGUCGAUUAGACUCCACAUACCGGAAUUGGCAUCAUAACCUUUUAUGAAUAUUUUCGAAAAAAAAAGAGCAUAAUUUAUGUAUGCAAACUGUUUUGACACUAUGCUAGCGAAAGUUCAAAUUUUAAUCUAGCUUAACACUACUAAUGUAUUUAAUUAAACACCCUUAAAGCGAAUCCUUGCAGAAUAUUAGGAAAAUGUGUGUUUAACAUGUGUUACAUGUAUGUGGUUCUACAGCAUCAGGCCAAUGUAAAACACUAUCGUAGUGUGUCUUAAGGUAGACGGUGCCUCGGAAAAUAUAAAAUUUAUGUGUGUUGCAGACGGCCAGUUCCACGCAUUUUUAUAUUGCACAGUGCCAACCGGCGUAGCGUCCGGAUGUUGCAAGAACCGAAAGUUGACCUUGUGGGGAAGAAGGCAUGUAUCGUGCUCACAGUGAAACUGGCCGUCACAUAACUCGGGGGUUCCCAAAGUAGCCGUGUUUGACACGUGACCAUGCGGCUGUGUUGCACCCAACCCUCCCGUGUAACGGCAAGCAGUUGAAAACUGUGCCCAGUAAAUUAUGAAGAAAGUUUUUUUAUGUAUAUAUUUUCAAAACACUGACCCCAAUAACUCCGUUUUAAUCAUUACUGAGUAUUAUUAAAGAGUUUGUGAGUCCGCAUUUUUAUAUCCUAUUUAUCAUUUAAUUCCUUUGAUGAUAGUGUAACAUUUGACUUUUCAAAUUUUACAUCUUAGUUGGAAGCACGCCUAGAAAGGGGCAUUCAGAAAACGGCCAGUGAUGGUGCUUCGCAGUUUAUCGCCUGUUUUUGGCACUUUCAGAGUGUAGAUUUGAGGUAGUGACCGGCCUAUUUAGUCCUCGCCUGGAGGCUUGGAAUUUAUAUUUAUUUUGAUGUAAUUUGGGAACUCCUGAUGUUAAAAAAACAAUUCGUCUUAUGUGAUCCCACAAAUUUACUUAUACUUCCUCAAGCAGUGACUGUAUCUUGUUUUGUCUUACACGAAACUCUCAGGAUACCCUAUCAAAAGUUCUUGGAUUUCAACAGCCACCCAGUUUUCAAUUAUAUAUAUAUAUGUGUGUGUGUGUACAUUAAUACCGUAAUAAUAAUAAUAAUAAAAAAGAAAAUACAUUUAAUACAGAAUGUGAUGUCUAUUUUGAAUGGGCGUUUUGUGUUUAUUUUCAAUUAUUUUUGAUGAAAAGCCCAACCAACUCAAAGUGUUAUAAAGCCUCCAAAAAAUAGUAAAUAAAAAUAUGAAAACAUACUGUAA
This is a messenger RNA of Cryptotermes secundus, 5599 nucleotides long. RefSeq names its product terminal nucleotidyltransferase 5C. The transcript has 2 exons. Gene Ontology annotation, biological process: mRNA stabilization. The coding region runs from base 212 to 1600 and encodes 462 amino acids. The record is from RefSeq and is a predicted model, not a curated record. Gene Ontology annotation, molecular function: RNA binding; poly(A) RNA polymerase activity. Lineage: Eukaryota; Metazoa; Arthropoda; Insecta; Blattodea; Kalotermitidae.